AUGGAGGCUGCCCACCUCCACCCCUCAGAGGAGCCUCAGUUCAGCGCCUCUCCCAAACCCCAGUCAUGCUGGUCAAGGAGAGGCGGUGCUGAAGUCCACGGAGGACCCUCUGUGCCCGAGACGACAUCCCCUGCAUCAAAGACUCUCUCCUCCCCGACUGACCCGUUGGCUCCCGCAUCAGCAGGGCUGCCUCCCACCAAGACGCCUCUGAGUUGGAGGAGCCUUUCCCACGUGGGAGCCGGGCUUCAGAACAUGGGCAACACUUGCUAUGUGAAUGCGACCCUACAGUGUCUGACCUACACAGAGCCCCUCGCCAGCUACAUGCUGUCCCAGCAGCACGGGACCACCUGUAGGAGGCAGACAUCCUGCAUGCUGUGUACCCUGCAGGCUCACCUGACGCGGGUUCUCUGCCAUCCUGGACGUGUGCUCCGGCCCCUGCCACUCCUGCUCACCGCCUUCCACAGACACAAGCAGGAAGAUGCCCAUGAGUAUCUCAUGUUCAUUCUGGAUGCAAUGCAGCAAGCGUGCUUGCCUGAGGACAAGCCCUCAGACCCUGAGCGUCCUCAGGACAGCACCCUCAUCCAGCAACUCUUUGGGGGGUACUGGAGGUCUCAAAUCCAGUGUCUCCACUGCCAAGGCAUUUCGAGCACUCUGGAACCUUACCUGGACAUCAGCCUGGACAUCGGGGCUGCUCACAGCGUCAGCCAAGCUUUGGAGCAGUUGAUGAAGCCCGAACUGCUGGAAGGUGAAAAUGCCUACCAUUGUAGUAAGUGUCUGGAGAAGGUGCCUGCGUCCAAGGUGUUGACUUUGCACACUUCCCCGAAGGUCCUCAUCCUGGUCUUGAGACGAUUCUCAGACUUGACAGGCAACAAAAUGACUAAGGAGGUGCAAUAUCCUGAGCGCCUUGACAUGCAACACUGCCUGUCUGAGCAGAGGGCAGGACCCUUGGUUUAUGUGCUCUAUGCCGUGCUGGUGCACGCUGGGAGGAGUUGCCACAGCGGACAUUACUUCUGUUUUGUAAAGGCAGGAAAUGGCCAGUGGUAUAAAAUGGAUGAUGCUAAGGUCAGCGCCUGUGAUGUGACUUGCGCGCUGCACCAACCUGCCUAUGUCCUCUUUUAUAUGCAGAAGACUCAUCUGGAGAGAGACCUUGGGAGGGAGUCAGUCAAGGAGGGAGGACUCGCAUCUCCCGAGGCAGACCCCACAGUGGUUGGUGAGGCCUCAGGAGAGCCGGCAACGGAUCCCUCCGUGAACCUUCCUGAGUUGGAGGAGCGUGGGGAAGAGACCUCAAGGCAGCAAAUGACAUUAGACCAGUGGAGAUGCCUCCAAGAAUGCAACCGCCCUAAGCCUGAACUCAAUGUCAGGAGAAGAGAAAUUGCUCUUCCUGCGAACGCAGUCAUCCUUCACCACUCCAAAUACAGACCUGAGAUGCCGAAGAAUCAUCCUCAGCAGACCAUCGACCUGCUCACCACUGCAGCUGGGAUGCUCCCACCUCAGGUGGCCGGGGACGUGGCCAAAGUCCCGCGUGUGCCAGGGAGAGCCCGACCUACCAAGAGGAUGAGCAAGAAGGGACAGAGUUCUGGGGAAGCAGUCCAGGGAUGUGUCUCCUAACUUUGGUGCACAUGGGCGCACACACCCACACACACAGCGUCACUCACUCACUCCAAACCCGAACACAGUCCCAUACUGGAAAUAUUUUGUGUUAUGUGAAGUGUGUGUUCUAUAUGUAUGGAAGAACCAUCUAUCUGGUGUGUUCAUGGGAUAUGGCCUUCAACUGAAACUUGAGGACACUGAUAUUUAAACCUGGUUCAUUGUCAUGAUCUUUUAUUGGGAUAGUGUGGAUUUCAUAUGGGGUGUAUCGAGGAACCUGCCUCUCCUUCAGCCUUGGGGAGAGUGGAGGCCACUUGCAGGUGAGAGGCAGUGAGCAAUCAGGGUUGAGAGUGGAUAUGAUGCUGAGGACCUGGGGUUGAAGUCAGUAUGUUUGACCCUUUCGUCAUGCUCCCCACUUCCCAAUGCUUUUCUUCUAUUUAUAUUGAAAGAAUAUUUCUCCGAACAUAAGUAUGUAUUGGGUCUUGCUAGCGAUGUGUCUUGGUCAUUGCUUGGAAAUUGUAAGAUGGAAA
Canis lupus familiaris (dog) is the source of this 2117-nucleotide messenger RNA. RefSeq names its product ubiquitin carboxyl-terminal hydrolase 17-like protein 6. Lineage: Eukaryota; Metazoa; Chordata; Mammalia; Carnivora; Canidae. The coding region runs from base 1 to 1608 and encodes 535 amino acids. Gene Ontology annotation, molecular function: cysteine-type endopeptidase activity; cysteine-type deubiquitinase activity. Gene Ontology annotation, cellular component: cytosol; nucleus. The record is from RefSeq and is a predicted model, not a curated record. The transcript has a single exon. Gene Ontology annotation, biological process: regulation of apoptotic process; protein deubiquitination.